CUAUCGCUCGCUCUCUCUCUCUCUCUCUCUCAUCCUACAUAGCCGCGUUCUUCUUAAACCCUUUGUACUAGUAUUACAGUACCAAUCAGAAUGCCCUAACAAUUGAAAAAAAAAUUAAUAAAUAAGUAAAUAACCCCACUUUUUUUAAACCCCGAAAACUAGUUUUUCAGUGACCCAAAAGUCUCCAAAAACAGAUCUGACCCUUCUCUCGUGGUCCUCUCCUUACAGCUUCAAAAGGGUUUUUGUGCUUCAAGUCUUCAAGCUCAAAACAACUCAUAUAUGUCUGUUUAAACCAUAUUUUCAAACAAUUUUUUCCGUUAUAUUUCACAUAAGAGAAAAAGAGGGAGGGAGAGAGAGAGUGUGUGUGUGUUGUUGGGGGAGCUCACCGAGAUCCUAGUAAGCGUUAUAAAUCUUUGUUUGUGUUGAAAUUUGGGGUGUCAAAAAGUCCCCUUUGAUUGUCAACUCUUUUCCAUCAACUUUUAGUCCAAAAGACAGUGUUUGUUGGCACGUAAGAGAACCAAGGCUGAAAGACUUUUUGGUCCCCUUUUGAAGCCCAAAACCGUAGCCAUCUCUGGCCUCUUGCUACAUGUCCUAUUCUUAUUAGGUUCUCUCAGACAGUGCCAGAGAAUCUAUUAAAACCAACCCCACUAACCUCAACAAGAAACCAAACUCAAAACCUCUUCCUCUUGACAGAGAGAAAAAGAACAAAUGUAUGGUGUCUAGGGUUUGUGUGAAAGUCAAAUAUGCCAACCGGAUUAAUGCUUCUGGUGAUUGAGUUAAAGGGAACAUAGAGAAGUUUCUUCGUGGCUAAGCAACAAUCAGGUUAAAAAUCUUAGCUUCAAAAUCUUGAAGAUUUGUAAAAUGUUUGAGCCAAAUAUGUUCGAAACUCACCAUCAUUUGUUGGAUAUGCCACACAAGUCUGAUGAUGAUGAUGAUGAAUUGGGAAAGCUUAGAGAUGAUGAUUUUGAGACUAAAUCUGGUACUGAAACCAUGGAAGCUCCAUCUGGGGAUGAUCAAGACCCCAACCAACGCGCCAAAAAGAAGCGGUACCACCGCCAUACACAGCGUCAAAUCCAGGAAAUGGAAGCAUUCUUCAAGGAGUGCCCUCACCCAGAUGACAAGCAAAGGAAAGAGCUUAGCCGUGAGUUAGGGUUAGAGCCUUUACAAGUGAAGUUUUGGUUCCAAAAUAAGCGGACCCAAAUGAAGGCCCAACAUGAACGUCAUGAGAAUUCAAUUUUGAAAUCGGAGAAUGAAAAACUUCGUGCUGAGAACAAUAGGUACAAGGAAGCCUUAAGCAAUGCUACAUGUCCUAACUGUGGGGGACCCGCAGCUCUUGGUGAGAUGUCAUUUGACGAGCAACAUUUGAGGAUCGAGAAUGCUCGUUUAAGAGAAGAGAUUGAUAGGAUAUCUGGAAUUGCAGCAAAAUAUGUUGGCAAGCCUUCGACUUCAUAUUCUCACCUUUCAUCUCAUGUGCCUUCCCGCUCGCUUGAUCUUGGGGUUGGGAAUUUUGGGGCACAGUCAGGCUUUGUGGGGGAGAUGUAUGGAGGGAAUGAUCUUUUCAGAUCAAUUACAGGUCCCACUGAUGCCGAUAAGCCCAUGAUUGUUGAGCUUGCUGUUGCAGCAAUGGAAGAAUUAGUAAGAAUGGCUCAGGCUGGAGAGCCUUUGUGGGUUUCCAGUGACAACUCAACUGAGAUACUAAAUGAAGAAGAAUACUUGAGGACUUUCCCUAGAGGAAUCGGCCCAAAACCUUUGGGGCUAAAGACAGAAGCUUCAAGGGAGUCUGUGGUCGUUAUAAUGAAUCAUAUUAGCCUUGUUGAGAUUCUAAUGGAUGUGAAUCGAUGGUCAUCUGUGUUUUGCGGUAUUGUUUCAAGAGCAAUGACUUUAGAAGUCCUAUCAACCGGCGUGGCAGGGAAUUAUAAUGGAGCCUUGCAAGUGAUGACUGCUGAAUUUCAAGUCCCUUCACCGCUUGUCCCAACUCGUGAAAAUUACUUUGUGAGGUAUUGUAAACAGAAUGCAGAUGGAACAUGGGCUGUUGUUGAUGUUUCCUUGGAUAAUCUACGCCUUAGUCCAAUUUCAAGGAGUCGACGAAGGCCAUCUGGUUGCUUAAUCCAAGAAUUGCCAAAUGGUUAUGCAAAAGUUGUAUGGGUGGAACAUGUCGAGGUGGAUGACAGAACCGUUCACAAUAUAUACAGACCACUGGUUAAUUCUGGUAUUGCUUUUGGAGCAAAACGUUGGGUGGCUACCCUUGAUAGAAAAUGUGAACGUCUUGCAAGUUCAAUGGCUAAUAAUAUUCCAGCAGGAGAUCUAUGUGUAAUAACAAGCGCAGAAGGAAGGAAGAGUAUGUUAAAGCUGGCAGAAAGAAUGGUGGUGAGCUUUUGUACUGGUGUGGGUGCUUCUACGGCACAUGCAUGGACAACGUUAUCAGCAGCUGGUUCGGAUGAUGUAAGGGUUAUGACCAGGAAGAGUAUGGAUGAUCCAGGCAGGCCUCCUGGUAUUGUGCUGAGUGCUGCAACUUCAUUUUGGAUUCGAGUUCCACCAAAGAGGGUUUUUGAUUUCCUUAGGGAUGAGAACUCUCGGAGUGAGUGGGAUAUCCUUUCAAAUGGUGGACUAGUUCAAGAAAUGGCACAUAUAGCUAAUGGUCGCGAUCCAGGCAACUGUGUCUCUUUACUCCGGGUAAAUAGUGCAAAUUCAAGCCAGAGCAAUAUGCUGAUACUACAAGAGAGUUGCACUGAUUCUACCGGCUCAUAUGUAAUUUAUGCUCCAGUUGAUAUUGUUGCCAUGAAUGUGGUCUUAAGUGGUGGGGAUCCAGAUUACGUUGCCCUUCUACCAUCUGGUUUUGCUAUACUUCCUGAUGGGCCUGGUCUAAAUGGUGGAGGAAUUGCUGAGGUUGGGUCUGGUGGCUCUCUAUUGACAGUUGCGUUUCAGAUCUUAGUAGAUUCAGUUCCAACUGCAAAACUCUCCCUCGGAUCAGUGGCAACAGUUAACAGUCUAAUAAAGUGCACAGUUGAAAGGAUAAGGGCUGCAGUCAUGUGUGACAAUGCAUGAUCCACAAGCCUUACACAUAAGCAAGAAGAAAAGAAGGGAAGAGAAGAAAUGAACCAAUAAGGUGAUGUGCAAUCCAAUGUUCAAAACAGAGGGAAGAAGUCAAGAACGCACCUCAAAAUAUCCUUGCCCCGUGGUGUUUGUUCCUGCAGAGAAGCAAAAGUGCAAAUCACCACCUUGCAAGGGUAAUAGGUUCGGGUAUUGACUUCACCUAACAAGAUGAAAGUACAACCAAACUUUGUUGGUAUAAGUUGGAAGAAGUAUCCCAAUUCUGCUUUUGUUAAAUUUCUAUUAGGGCUUUAGGUUUAGGUUUUCUUGUAGGAGGGGCUACCUUAUAAUGUCUAAUCAUUUUCAAAUGUACCUCUUAAAAGAGGCAUUACUUGGACUAUUGAAGUUCAGUGGCUAACAAAUAUCAGCUGUUUUU
Molecule: messenger RNA, 3466 nt
Organism: Quercus robur (English oak)
Lineage: Eukaryota; Viridiplantae; Streptophyta; Magnoliopsida; Fagales; Fagaceae
Product: homeobox-leucine zipper protein MERISTEM L1-like
Exons: 12
Coding region: 862-3045 (727 amino acids)
Biological process (GO): regulation of DNA-templated transcription
Molecular function (GO): DNA-binding transcription factor activity, RNA polymerase II-specific; lipid binding; DNA binding
Source: RefSeq, a predicted model, not a curated record